Molecule: messenger RNA, 1550 nt
Organism: Erythranthe guttata (spotted monkey flower)
Lineage: Eukaryota; Viridiplantae; Streptophyta; Magnoliopsida; Lamiales; Phrymaceae
Source: RefSeq, a predicted model, not a curated record
ACCCAUCACCACACCCCUCCCUUGUUUCUACUCUACACAAAAAUCCUCCUCCGCCAUUAUCCAUCCACCACCGCCGCCACUACCACCGGAACUUUAAUAAUAAUCAAAUACCCCACGGCGGAGCACGAAGAUUUUUCCACACUCGAAUCUCUUAUCUCCUCCACAAAAUUCCACAUUCUCAAUUAUUUCAUUAAUUCACCAAUUUUCCCAAAUCCUAACCCUUUUGUCUCUACUCACUCACUCAAUAGCCAUUGAUUUAUCUUCAUUUGAAGAACUACAAAAGAAAAAAAAAAAAAGAAAAAAAAAAGCUUUCUUUCUAAAUUCCAAUGGCUUUGCCUCAAAUCCUACAUUCCCCUCAAUCUUCAUCAUCGUCUUCCUUAAUUCCUCACAAACCCUACUUAAACCCCUCUUCCUACACUAAAACCGCCGUUAAUUUCUUCACUCCUCCCCACCUCCGCCGCCAGCGGCGGCGCAAACCUAACUCACUGUCCUGCUCCGCCUCGUCGUUCUCGGAAAAGCACCACACAAACCCUCCGAAGUCAAACGACGUCGUCGAGCUCCCACUCUUCCCCCUCCCGCUGGUCCUCUUCCCCGGCGCAAUCCUCCCGCUCCAAAUCUUCGAGUUCCGGUAUCGGAUGAUGAUGCACACCCUCCUCCACACCGACCUCCGCUUCGGCGUCAUCUACACCGACUCCGCCACCGGAACAGCCGACGUCGGCUGCGUCGGCGAGGUCAUCAAGCACGAGCGCCUCGUCGACGACCGCUUCUUCCUAAUCUGCAAGGGCCAGGAGCGCUUCCGAGUCACCAAACUCGUCCGCACCAAACCCUACCUUGUGGCGGAGGUGACGUGGCUGGAGGACCGCCCACCCUCCGGCGAGGUGGAGGAUCUAGACACCCUAGCCAACGAGGUGGAAUCGUACAUGAAGGACGUCAUCAGGCUCUCGAACCGGCUCAACGGAAAGCCGGAGAAGGAGGUUCAGGAUUUGAGGAGGAAUCUUUUCCCGACUCCGUUUUCGUUCUUCGUCGGGAGCACUUUCGAGGGGGCCCCACGCGAGCAGCAGGCGUUGCUGGAGCUCGAAGACACCGCCAUGCGGUUAAAGAGAGAGAAGGAGACUCUGAGGAAUACUUUGAAUUACUUGAGCGCUGCUUCUGCUGUUAAGGAUGUUUUUCCAUCUUCAUAAACAAAUUUCGAGAUUGUGAUCAUCGUUACCGGUAACUAUUCGGUAUAUACGCCUAAUACACGCUUGAUUACUUUCGUGGGGGGGAUGUAUAAAACUUUUGAUGUCUAAAUAGCUAAAAUCGAGUUCGUUAUCCGGUUAUUCAUUUCUGUUUUAUUCCUUUGCCAAAAUUCGUGGUGAGAUUGAAUCUUUUGAAGCAGGGGAUGUGAUUGUUCUAUGUUGUAAGAUUAUGUUAUACAGUCGAAUCUGCUUGCCUCGAUUGUUAUAUAUUCUUGUAUCUAUCUUCGUUCUGCCUUUACGGUUGGUUGUAUGCAAGCUAAUUUAUGUAUGUUGCAAAAAACAGGUUAUUUAGUUAAGCUUCAAUGGGAUUUU